CACAUUUCCACCCCAAACCCCGAAUCUAGUUUGUGUGUAUAUAUAUUUGCCCACUUGUCUCUUAAACUUAUUCAUUCAAAACACACCAAAAAUAACAAAAUUUUUACAACUCUUAAGUUUCUGAGCUCUGCUGCUACUGCUUGAAGCAUCAUAGAUUUUUGCAAGGCCAGAAAUGACAAAGGUGUACCCAAACGCUGCCAAUGCCAAAAUUGCCCCUGCCUACGAGCCUGAGAGGCUCAAGCUUUCUGGUUCCGACCAGGAAGAUGCGACGGUGCUGACCGUGUGGAAGAAGUCUUUGCUGCUCAACUGCAACGGCUUCACCGUGUUCGACAACAAGGGCAACUUGGUCUUUAGGGUUGACAACUAUUUGGCUGGUCACAAGGGUGAGAUCGUCCUCAUGGACGCCUGCGGCAAGCCUCUCCUCACCAUCCGCCGCAAGCGGCUGAGCUUGGGGGACAACUGGGUGGUGUACGACGGAGAAACUGCGGUGAACCCGCUGUUCUGCGUGAGGAAGAACGUGAGCAUCCUCAACAACAACAAGUGUUUGGCGCACGUGACCUCCGCCAACAAUGGCAAAGGCGCGUCCAAAAAUUACGACAACAAAAACGCGAUGCUCUAUCAGGUGGAAGGGUCGUACGGGCAGCGGUGCUGCGCGGUGUACGACAACAAGAGGAGGAGGGUGGCGGAGAUCAAGAGGAAGGAGGCGGCCGUAGGAGGAGUUGCCCUCGGAGUCGACGUCUUCCGCCUCAUCGUGCAGCCCGAGAUCGACACGUCGAUGGCCAUGGCCUUCGUCAUCUUGCUUGAUCAGAUGUACGGGACGUCGUCGUUUUCGCGGCGAUCAAUUUGAUUGGUCAGUCACCAAUUUGAUUUCGUCAACCACCUUUUUCCCCUCGGUGGAUUCAAAUCACCCUUCUCUUCCUCUAUAAAUUCUCAAUCCAAUAUUCUCUCUUUUUUUCGUUUCCUUUUUCUUUUUUAGGGUAUGAGCAUCGAUCUUGUCGUGUCCCAGUCUUCCCCACGUGAACUCUUUUUUUUCUCUCUUUAAAAAAAAAAUUCGGAAAAAAUCAAUGAAGCUCUUGGUUUUUUCCUUUUAUAUAAAAAACCAAGCUUCGAAGUGGGGAUGUAAAUAUCAUCUAGAAACCACACAGUUCUCUUUUCUUUUCUGGGUUCUCUCUGUAUCUGAUCCUCCGUUCCAGCGAGGUAUUGUGGGUUUACGUUUUCCAUUGUUAAUAAUUUUCAGCAGAAACAUGUAAUGAUGUAUGUAGAAU
Messenger RNA from Prunus avium (sweet cherry), 1265 nucleotides. Its product is annotated as LURP-one-like protein (DUF567). The record is from RefSeq and is a predicted model, not a curated record. NCBI's taxonomy places the organism in Eukaryota, Viridiplantae, Streptophyta, Magnoliopsida, Rosales, Rosaceae.